UCCCCGCUCUGUGGCCGCGACUGUAGAGUGGGCGUAACCAUGAGGGGUCCCCUCCAGGGGCCUGGGGAGAAGGAAGACCAGGAGGAAGGGGCGGCGGCGGCCUCUGGGCGUCCUGCUGGGGGCCCGGGGGCCAAGAAGGGUUCGGACACGGAUUCGGACUCCGACCAGGAGACAGAAGGCGCCCGCAGGCCCGGCGAGCUGGGUGAGGACACCCUCUACCUGAGGUCUUGCCGGGCCCACAGCGUCGUGCCCGCCUCCUGCUUUCUGCGCCAAGGGAGCGCCCCAGAGCUCAGCCUGCGGCACCGUGGCCUGGGGCCCCAGGGGGCCUGGGCUCUGGCCCAUGCACUGACCUCCAAUCCCUACGUCAAGCGGCUGGACCUCAGGGACAACGGACUCUGUGGGGCCGGUGCAGAGGCCCUUGCGGGCGCUCUGAGCAAAACCCGCAGCAUCUGUGAUGUGGACCUGUCGGAGAACCGGCUGGGAGCGGAGGGAGCCCGGGCCAUCUGUGCUGCCCUGGUGGUGAGCCCGGCCGUGCAGAGGGUGCAGCUGGCAGGGAACGGCCUGGAGGAGCAGGCAGCCCAGUACCUGGCUGAACUCCUGCUGGCCCACACGGGCCUGAAAUCCCUGGACCUGAGCUAUAACCAGCUGAAUGACCAAGCAGGGGAGACGCUUGGACCGGCCCUGGCAGAAAACACAGGACUCACGGAGCUCAAUGUGAGGUGGAAUCACCUGCGAGGCCCGGGAGCCAUAGCCUUCGCCAGGGGACUGGAGGCAAACAUCUUCCUGAGGGUCCUGGACAUCUCAUACAAUGGCUGUGGGGAUUCUGGAGCCUCCGCGGUGGGGGAGGCGCUGAAGACCAACAACGUGCUGGAGGAGCUCUACAUGAGCAACAACCGUAUCUCCGAGGCGGGAGCCCUGAACCUGGGCCUGGGCCUGCGAGUCAACCAGACACUGAGGAUUCUUGCUGUGUCCAGGAAUCCCAUGCGAAGUGAAGGCUGCUCUGGUGUGCUCAAGUCUGUCCAGGCUAAUCCACAGUCUGCACUGGAGCUUCUGGACUUUUCUGAUAUCCAGGUGAACAGAGAGUUUGAUGAUCUUGCCAGUUCAGUGAAGGUCAUCCUUCCAGGGCUUUGCAUAAAGACGGCUGCCCGAAGAGUGGAGUACAAAAAAGAACUGCUGGCCAUCUUCAGGCCAUCUGAAUGACUAUGUGUUGUGUGACUUUCUUCUCUCUCCCAUGGGCCACUUCAACUUCAAGGUGCCUUUCAAUGCAUGAGUCCACUGAGGCCCCAUGUCAACCAGGUGGAAGUCCUACAGAGCUGGCCUUCAUAGUGACUGAGACAUCAGUGUUAACCAGGGCCUUCCAUUGUUCUCAUUCAGGUCACAGAUUUGUACUCCAAGAGAAAUGAAAACAUGUCCACACAAAAACUUGAACAUACAUGUUCAUGGCAGCAUUAUCCAUGAUAUACACAAAAUGCAAAUACCCACCAACUGAUGAGCGGAUAAAUAGAAUGUAGUGUACUUAUACAAUGGAAUAUUACUUGGCAAUAAAAAGGAUGAAAUUUGGGAUGAUGGAAAUGUUCUAAAAUUGAUUAUGGUAACGGUUGCACAAUUUCAGUAACAUACUAAAAGUAUUUGAAUUGUGUACUUCAGAUGAAUUGUAUGAUAUGUGAACUGUGUUUUAUACAGUUAAGAAAAAAAGGAACGAAGUAAUGACAUGUGUGACAACAUGGAUGAACCACUACCCUAAGUGAAAGAAGUUUAUCAUAAAAGACCACUUAUUGCACCAAUUUAAUUGGGUGACUUGUCCAAU
Messenger RNA from Cervus elaphus (red deer), 1807 nucleotides. RefSeq names its product leucine rich repeat containing 74B (gene LRRC74B). The transcript has 9 exons. The coding region runs from base 40 to 1200 and encodes 386 amino acids. Gene Ontology annotation, molecular function: protein binding. Lineage: Eukaryota; Metazoa; Chordata; Mammalia; Artiodactyla; Cervidae. The record is from RefSeq and is a predicted model, not a curated record.